This is a messenger RNA of Grus americana (Whooping crane), 3330 nucleotides long. It is a transcript of the gene HTR1A, whose product is annotated as 5-hydroxytryptamine receptor 1A. NCBI's taxonomy places the organism in Eukaryota, Metazoa, Chordata, Aves, Gruiformes, Gruidae. Gene Ontology annotation, molecular function: G protein-coupled serotonin receptor activity. The transcript has a single exon. The record is from RefSeq and is a predicted model, not a curated record. Bases 248 to 1522 code for a protein of 424 amino acids. Gene Ontology annotation, biological process: regulation of hormone secretion; regulation of behavior; adenylate cyclase-activating adrenergic receptor signaling pathway. Gene Ontology annotation, cellular component: plasma membrane.
GAAGCUCGGCGAGCGGCGGCGGGAGGGCCGCCCCCGCCACCCGGGGCUGCGCGCUGGGCAGAGGCGGCGGGGAUGGGCGGGCGCGGGGCGGCUCCGCCAGCCGCCGUCCUCCGAGCUUCGGCCGCCUCCUGCCGAGCUAUAUAGGGGAAAGAGGGGCGGCGGAGGGUGGGUGCCCGGCGUGGCCAAAGCGCACGGUGCGGCGAUGCCUCCUGCCAGAGGAGCGCACAAGUGACCGGCGCCUCUUCCCAUGCCGUCUCCUGAAGCGACACCCCCGUCCGGCAUGGAUGUGGCCAACAACACUACCUCCCCAGAGCGCUCUCCCGAGGGGGCAGACGGCCCCGGCUUCGCCGAAGUGUCCCUGGGCUACCAGCUGGUCACCUCUAUGCUCUUGGGCACCCUCAUCCUGUGCGCCGUGAGCGGCAACGCCUGCGUGAUCGCGGCCAUCGCCCUGGAGCGCUCCCUGCAAACCGUGGCCAACUAUCUCAUCGGCUCGCUGGCCGUCACCGACCUCAUGGUGUCCGUGCUAGUGCUGCCCAUGGCGGCCCUCUACCAGGUGCUGAACAAGUGGACGCUGGGGCAAGUCACCUGCGACAUCUUCAUCUCGCUGGACGUGCUGUGCUGCACCUCAUCCAUCCUGCACCUGUGCGCCAUCGCCUUGGACAGGUACUGGGCCAUCACGGACCCCAUCGACUAUGUCAACAAGCGAACUCCCCGGCGGGCCGCCGUGCUUAUCAGCCUGACCUGGCUUAUCGGCUUCUUGAUAUCCAUCCCGCCCAUGCUGGGCUGGAGGACGCCCGAGGACCGCUCGAACCCCGACGCCUGCACCAUCAGCAAGGACCACGGAUACACUAUCUACUCUACCUUCGGCGCUUUCUACAUCCCUCUGCUCCUCAUGCUGGUGCUCUACGGCCGCAUCUUCAAGGCAGCCCGCUUCAGGAUCCGCAAGACCGUCAAGAAAGUGGAGAAGAAAAAAGUCGCCGACACCUGCCUCACCCUCUCCCCGGCCGCCGUGCAGAAGAAAAGCAACGGGGAGCCUGGCAAGGGAUGGCGGCGGACUGUGGAGCCCAAGCCCGGUGCCUGUGUCAACGGCGCGGUGCGGCAAGGCGAAGACGGGGCCACCCUGGAGAUCAUCGAGGUCCAGCGCUGCAACAGCUCCUCCAAGACUCACCUGCCACUGCCCAGCGAGGCGUGCGGCUCCCCGCCGCCCCCCUCCUUCGAGAGGCGCAACGAGAAAAACACGGAGGCCAAGCGGAGGAUGGCUCUGUCCCGGGAGAGGAAGACUGUCAAGACCCUGGGCAUCAUUAUGGGCACCUUCAUCCUCUGCUGGCUGCCGUUCUUCAUCGUGGCGCUGGUCCUGCCCUUUUGUGACAGUAAGUGCUACAUGCCCGAGUGGCUGGGGGCAGUCAUCAACUGGCUGGGCUACUCCAACUCCCUUCUCAACCCCAUCAUCUAUGCCUAUUUCAACAAAGACUUCCAAAGUGCUUUUAAGAAAAUUAUCAAGUGCAAAUUUUGCAGGCAGUGAAGCCCGCCGCUCCGGGACGGGGCAGCGGGGUCUCCUGCCACUCGCUCUAUCCGCCUGGCGCCCGCCGCCGUGUGGCCCCCGCCCAGCCCCUCUCCAGCGCCGACAUGAGGGCGGGGGGCUCCGGCAGUGCGCCCGAGUCCCUCGCUCCUCCGCCCGUCGGACAAGCCCCGCGGGGCAGGGCAGGGCUGGGCUCCACCGGGGGCGGCGGGGGGAUGCUCGGGCCGGGAGAGCUGCGCGGCCAGCCUCGCCUCGCCUGGCCUCGCCGGGGCUCUGCUGCCGGGCGCCGGCGCUCCCGCCUCCCUCCCUCCUCUCCAUCAUUCUGUGUAGACUUAGGGUUUGCAGGUCCUUGCUUGUGGUCGCUAUAAACCACGGUGUCUGCCCGAGUAGCAUCGGUAAAAAACCCCACCCUAUGCAGAAAAUCGCCGUGUUGGGCGAUUUUCUUGGAUUUAUGAGGAGACGGCGGGGGCUCAGAGUCCGAUCUCGGUCUGGCGGUGUGAGUACGGAGGCUCAAGGCGACUCUCUGAGCGGAGGAAGGGGUUUUGGGCUCGUUGCUUCCCGGGCUGUGAAACCACCAAGGGGAUUUUCAUUCGGGGAAAAGCGACCGUGUUUUGUGACCUUACAAGGUACUUCUAGCAACAUACCCCUCUGCGUUGCGUGUAUCUGACCGCUCUCCUGCUAUGCUAGGACCUUCCAGUUCAUCGAGCUUCCCUUCGUUACAGCGCGGGGAGGUGAUGGGGCUUAAACCCAACCGCACGCCUCAUUAUAUGGAGAUAUUUUUUUUCAAAUGCCUUUGGCCGAGUGUUUCCCGCCAAGAAAAUGCUCGGCGCUCUGCGACUGUCCCUGAGUUCACCGCGCACGCAGCGGUGCAGGGAGUUUAAGCAGCCUGUGAAGUAGCGUUUCUUUUUUCUUUUUUUUUUUCCUUUUUAAGUCGCUUGAAAAAUUAUUUGGAGACUUUGGGGAUGCUUCGGAGGCAGCCAGCUGCCGCACAUUUUGCUCGGGGAAAAAAAAAAAAAAAGCAACCACAAACAACAAACCGAACCAAACCGAUCAACCAAAACAUUGCCAUGUGCUCCGUGGCAGUAGGGGAGGGGCCGAGAGCAUCUGCCGGCGGCAGCGGCAGGUGGCGAAAGCGGCAUCUCGGCGCAGCCUGGAAAGGGGCAAGCUCUCUCCUUCCCCGGGCCGGCACCGGCGGGGGUAAGCACGACCAUCCCCACAAGCUGAGAGGUACGACCAGAAGCAGGCAGUGCCACUGCGAUACCAAGGGCAGAGAGAGCCAAGCCUGGCCUGACCGGUCCCCGCGGCGGCUCCGCAAGCCUCUCCUCGCAGACGGUCCCCCCUCUCCCGUCAAUCCCAAUUACUUGGCCCCAGGAAACCCGGGGUGCUUCCCCUUCCCCGCCUGGCCCGGGGUUGGAGCAGGACAGCAGGACAGCCUUGCCCACCCCACAGUCCCUCUGCCUGCCACCCUGCCCCUUUCCUGCCGUGCCCCUGGCUCUCCCGCCGGCUGCGGCCGGGACCUGGGGCCGCUCUCGGGGCGGGGCGGGGGGGGGGGGGGGGCGCGGAGAGAUGGCACCGGGUUGGGUACUGGCACUGCGACGGCUGUCGCGUACCUCUGCGACAAGCUGCCUGAAAUGAAUGCUUGACCAAAUAUAUAUAUAUAUAUAUAUUUUACUGUUUAUUUUUGUGCAAUCUGUGUUACCUGUAGGUAAAAGGGAAUGUUGAAUCUGUGCGUCACGUGAAUGUAAGUGCCCAGUGAUUUCUGAACUUCAACCGCUUACAUUAAAUGACAAUAGUGCUUUUAACAGCCUCAG